Scaptodrosophila lebanonensis is the source of this 1529-nucleotide messenger RNA. Its product is annotated as exopolyphosphatase PRUNE1-like. The coding region runs from base 265 to 1443 and encodes 392 amino acids. The record is from RefSeq and is a predicted model, not a curated record. The transcript is spliced from 2 exons. Gene Ontology annotation, cellular component: cytoplasm. Gene Ontology annotation, molecular function: exopolyphosphatase activity. Lineage: Eukaryota; Metazoa; Arthropoda; Insecta; Diptera; Drosophilidae.
UGUUACGUAUAUAGCUGCCAUAAUUCGGAUAGUUUUCGCUUUGACCGUUUUUUCAUUAACCCUAGCCUCGCUUUGGACAAUCAGAGCAAGAGUAUUGUUUGCAAAGUGUUGCUGUAUUUUGUCGGCUGGCGGCCCAAUGGGAGAUGCCUCGCUGUCCUUUGUCAUGAAAUUUGAAAUUUCAACAUUUGUUCGCGCAUAAGGUAUAGAGGAAAGGUGUAAGUGGACAAAGGAAGAGGCCCACAUCAAAUAAAUCAAAAAACGAGCAUGGACUUUCUGAACUUUUUGAUAGAUUCGCAGAGAAACAUUGAUUGGCAACAGCCCUACGGACCCGAAUUUCUGUAUGUUGUCCUCUCCCACGAGGUGUGCGAUUUGGACUCGUGCGCCAGCACCCUGGCCAUAGCCUACUACCAUCAUCGGAACCGUGGUCCAACGGGUCAUAUAUUCAUGCCCGUCCUCAACAUGCUGCGUCGCGACUAUCCAACCAAAUCGGAGGUGCGCUUUGUGUUCAGUAAGCAUGGCAUUGAGCCCGAAACCCAUCUGGUGUUUCGCGAUGAUGUUCCAGAGGUUGUCAUGCUUCGUGCUCGCUUCAUACUGGUCAACCACCAUGUGAGCCCCUUCCACUACAAUGUUGAGAAGGUCUAUGAUUACAGGCCACUUCAACUUGAGGCCGCCCGCCUGCCCAUCUAUUGUCAACGUAUUAUGCAUCCGACUGUAUCGUGUGCGGCCUUGAUUGCCGAACGGUAUACCAAUGCCAACCUGAACUUUUCUGGAGUGCGUUGCCCGAUCGUCUUCGAGAUGCUACACUCUGCCAUCCUUCUGCAGAACUGCAACUUUGUGCAGAGUGAGGAGCAAGCUCAGAGUCUGCGUGAUUAUCAAAUGUUGAGCGUUCUCGAGCAGAACUUGGACCCGAAGAUGGAGGAGCAGCGCGACUCACUCUACAACUCUCUGGUCUAUGCCGUCUUCAAUAUGAACCAUCUCACCUUGCCGCAAGUGCUGAGGCGGCAGUUCAAGCUCCUGCGUGCCACCAAUGGAUUGCGUUUGAUCCGUGUGGGGCAAUGCUGCUUUCCCAUGGCCGUUUCACGCUUCAUAUCCUACGAGAAUGCAAAUGUGGCGAUCCAGCAGUUUGCCAACGAACAUGGCUGCGAUUAUUUGCUGAUUCUAGGCACGAGCAUACGAUAUGGCGGUGGAUUAGGCGUUAAGGAAAUGGGCCUCAUACCAGUCGAUGGACUACGCGAUGUCGAGACUCGGCGACUGUUUGACCACAUUAUCAUUAACUUGAACGCGGCCCACAAUCCACUGCUCUGCAUGGAGGCUCAUCGGGAUUUGGAUUUCAUGCAGGGUGCCUUUUACUUCCUCAAUACGUGGAAAAUCACAUUCUAUGACAUCUUACAGCUGAUGCAGCGCAUCCUGUACGAUUGGCUGUCGGAGGAUGUGCGCGGCUAAUAACAAUUGACUGAUCUCUAAUAGCUAAUGGCUUCAGACCACCUUUCUCAAAUACAUGUUCUUUUUCGCUAUAUGUGCGUGUCGAA